ACAUCGUGUGGCUCUCUCUCUCUGUUUGUAAACAGAAGCUCCUAGUGCAGGUGUUUCUUUCUCGUGCGUGGCGCCGUCCGAAUGCCUUCUGUUAGUGUUAAAGAUUGUGGACAAUCGCAUUCCAUUAAUCUGUCACUUUCCAGCACUUGAAAAACUUUCACAUCGACGACGCAAUUUUUGUUUUCCUUUUGUUUUAAUUAUUUAAUUUUAAUUUGAUUAUUUGUAUUAUUUUUCAUAACAAAAUAAUGGCGAAUCAUAAAUUGCAUUUCGGUGGAGUGGAUAAUUUAGCAUGGGUCAAUGAUGAAGACGAAACGAAUUCAAGUUCGAAAGAGAUUCGACCUCAUUCGAAAAUUGGAAUGACGGUGAGCUCACCGCCGGCGCUGCGCAUCAUCGAACAGUCGGGAUCGUUGAAGAAGAUCGCCGAUCAUCCGAACGACGCGCCUUUAUCGAACGAAGACAACAAUCAGCUGAUAGAUUUCGAUGAUGUCCUGCCUCACGUCGGCGAGUUUGGAACAUAUCAAAUCGUCCUGUUCUUUCUGACUGCUCCGUUCUGCUUUUUCCUGGCCUUUGCCUACUUCAGCCAGGUGUUUAUCACGCUCAUCGACGUUCACACCUGUCACGUCCCGCAGCUCAAUCAAUCAGGUCUCAACCUGACUCAAAAGAGAGAAAUUAGCAUCCCACUGGUGACGCAGACCGUGUUGGGCGGACCCCCCGCCUUCGAUAGUUGCACGAUGUACGAUGUCGAUUAUGACUUAGUCCUGCGUGAGGGAUUGGUACCGAACGGGACAUGGCCGACGACCCCGUGCCGAUAUGGAUGGGAUUACGACCUGGAACAAAUCCGUUAUCAUUCAGCCGUCACAGAGAACAAUUGGGUGUGUGACAAGACCGGUCACGCUCCAUUUGCACAGGCCGUCUUCUUUCUGGGGAGCAUCAUCGGUGGCAUCGUCCUCGGUUACAUCGCCGAUCGUUUCGGCCGCAUUCCUGCCCUCAUCUUGUGCAACUUGAUCGGCGCAUUGGCCGGCAUCAUAACGGCCGUCUCCAACAGUUUCGGCUUGUUCGCCUUUUCCCGUUUCCUGAUGGGCAUCGCCUUCGACAACGCGUUCACGCUCAUGUACAUUCUCGUGCUGGAAUACGUGGGACCCACUUACCGGACUCUGGUGGCUAAUUUGUCUAUCGCCUUGUUCUACACGGCUGGUACGACCUUAUUGCCCUGGAUCGCUUGGGCCAUCAGCGAUUGGCGAAUGUUGAGUUUGGCAACAGCCCUUCCAAUGGCCACUGUCGUCAUCGCUUACUGGAUCGUUCCCGAAAGUGCAAGGUGGUUGCUAUCUCAAGGGCAAGCGGACCGGGCCAUAUCCAUAUUGAGGACCUUCGCUCGCAUCAACAAGAAGCAGGUCGACGAGAGUGUCUACAAACAGCUCAAGACUUCAACUGAAGAGGCUAUUCAGGCCAGCUCGAACGAGCCCGCACAAACGGUACUCGAUUUACUCCGGACGCCUCGGCUCAGACGGAACACCAUCCUGCUGACGUUGCUCUGGGCCUUGAUUGCCGUCGUGUACGAUGGUCACGCCCGCAACACGGCCAAUUUAGGAUUGAGCGUCUUUCUGACGUUCAGCGUGGCGUCCGUCACGGAACUUCCAGCCGAUUUGGUCCUGGUUUUCUUCCUGGACCGCUGGGGUCGCCGAGCAUUGGCCUUCGGAUCUCUCCUCUUUGCGGCCAUUUUCAGUUUGGCCACUUUGGCCGUACCCAAUAAUCAAGCUGUUACGACGGCCGUUUUGGCCAUCAUUGGCCGUUUUUGCGUCAACAUCACUUUCAACAUCGGCUUGCAAUAUGGCGCCGAACUGAUACCGACGUCCGUUCGUGCCCAGGGCAUUGCUUACGUUCACAUUGCUGGAUACGUUGCGGCCAUUGUUUCACCCUACAUCGUUGAUCUCGCUCGAAUUAGUCCGAUGUUGCCACUUACCAUUCUCGGAUUGCUGGCCCUGAUCGGUGCUGUCGUUGGGCUCAUGUUGCCCGAAACGCUGGGCGCCGUUCUGCCGGAGACGAUCGAGGAUGGUGAAAACUUUGGCAAAGAUCAAAGUUUCUGGGAUUUCCCUUGUUGUCAACGACCAGUGGAGAUCACACCUGAUUCAAGUUCGAUUGGCGAAUCACCUGCUGCCACCACCGAUACGACGGCGAUUAGUCCCAGGUUUGUCCGCGCACCUGCCCAUCGUGUUAAUUCAUUAAGGGCUUCCAUCCGAGGCGAAGGCUUCCGGUCCAGUUUGUUGGCACGUCAACGACGUCAAACGCACAACGUGAACGAGAAGGAGCCCGUCAGACAAACGACAUCGUUAUCGACCGACAAGCGAGCGUUAACUUCACACGCAAAGCCCUGAGUGUGUGUCAACUGGAACAAAACGAAAUCCAUUGGUUUUGUAUUAUCGAUUUUAAUUUUUUUUUUAGAAUUUUUUUUUUUUACAAUCGUAUUAAAUCGUUAUGGUGCAAUAAGGUGCGUGUGUCAUCAGGUGGGAGGAUGGAUAUGAUGUUUAAAAAAACAAAAGAAAAACGUUUUCUUACACACCAAGGGCAAACAAAUAAGCGCGUUCAUAAUAAGACAAUGUGCCUGCUGUGAUGUUCUUCAAAUUAAAAUUGGAAGGCGGGGGAUUAACAUUUUCUCAUGGUAGUAUACAGUAUAUAUAUAUAUAUAUAUAUAAAUGUACGUCUGUUGUGUGUGUAUGUGUGUGUACGUCGUGUUGUGCGUGUGUGUUGUGGCUUUUCCUUAAACCAGGGUUAUUUUGACGGAUGCAGAAGUGCUGGCCAUCCGUCCGUUGUUAUUGAGAGCUUUCAUCGGAGUCGCUUCAUUGUCUUCCUCAUCGUCCUGCGCCGAACUCGCUCCUACACCGGAGCUCUUUUGAUCGCUACUGUCCUUGUUUUUGUGUUGUGUCGGUCGGUAAUACACGGAGAAUA
Molecule: messenger RNA, 2943 nt
Organism: Daphnia carinata
Lineage: Eukaryota; Metazoa; Arthropoda; Branchiopoda; Diplostraca; Daphniidae
Product: organic cation transporter protein-like
Exons: 10
Coding region: 246-2372 (708 amino acids)
Biological process (GO): transmembrane transport
Cellular component (GO): membrane
Molecular function (GO): transmembrane transporter activity
Source: RefSeq, a predicted model, not a curated record